Protopolystoma xenopodis is the source of this 282-nucleotide messenger RNA. Lineage: Eukaryota; Metazoa; Platyhelminthes; Monogenea; Polystomatidea; Polystomatidae. The record is from the annotation of a GenBank genome assembly.
AUGGCGACAGCGCAACAGCUUGUGGGAGAUUGUGGCAAGAAGUGGGAAGAGGAGAUUUUACCAGCGGAAACUGCUGUUGGCAUACAGUCAGUCGUGAAGGCCGCCGAAGCUGUUGUUUCCGUGCCACCCGUCCUCACACCAUCGCACACGCACACGCACAAGCCAACUUUGCCGAAUGAGAAAGCCGACCGUCCGGGCGUGGUUGGCACCGUGCAAGUGAGCACAAUUCGCAGACAACCCAACCAGACAUUCUCGCGAUGCUGCAAGAUUGAAUGUCGAUAA